This is a messenger RNA of Symbiodinium natans, 513 nucleotides long. NCBI's taxonomy places the organism in Eukaryota, Dinophyceae, Suessiales, Symbiodiniaceae. The record is from the annotation of a GenBank genome assembly.
AUGUCGGGGGUAGACAUGAACCUCCCAAAGUUGGGAGAGAUGUUCUCCGCUGCGAUGCCGCUGUCCCGGCGGCCAGAGAUUCCGCCAAGCCUGGCCUUCGCAAUGCCAGCCAGCAGCGCCAAGCUGACCGAAGCAGAGGGUCUCCUGAUGAAGGGUGCCAUCGAUCAGGCCAUCCCCGCUGCUGAAGCGGCGCGAAGCGAGCUCCAGGGCAAAGGUGAUGAAUCAGCAUACGCCGUCCGAGCUCAUCUUCUGGCCCAGAUGCAGAAGGCAAAGGCUUUGGAGUUCCCUCUCCAUUCAAAAACAAAGUCAUCCCCAGGUUGCCUUUGCAUCCUCUUGCAUCCUGAACUCCAGACACCGUGUUGGCUUCACCGUCAGGUCCUUUCGCUCGUGGAUGAUGAUGGACCCGCCAUGACACCUGAACCCAUUGUGGCCGAGGCCGAAAAGGACUGCAACCAGGGUCAUCUUGACAUGUUCUAUAGCUGCCACUUUUUCUUGCGUCGACGUGAUAUCUGA